Cetraspora pellucida is the source of this 2591-nucleotide messenger RNA. The record is from the annotation of a GenBank genome assembly. Lineage: Eukaryota; Fungi; Glomeromycota; Glomeromycetes; Diversisporales; Gigasporaceae.
AAAGUAAAUGGAUAAAUAAAUGGAAAAAUUAUAAAAAUCUUCCAAAAAAUCAAGGCAAUAAAGAAAAAUUUUAUGUUUUGGCCAUGUUUCCAUAUCCAAGCGGAAUGCUACAUAUGGGCCAUGUGAGAGUGUAUACUAUUAGUGAUACUUUAGCGAGGUUUAGAAAAAUGCUUGGAUACGAUGUUAUUCAUCCAAUGGGAUGGGAUGCUUUCGGUCUUCCUGCUGAAAAUGCCGCUAUGGAGCGGAACGUUCAUCCUGCUGAUUGGACCAUAUCAAAUAUAUCUUCUAUGAAAAAACAAAUGGAGAGAAUCUUAACAGAUUUUGAUUGGGACAGGGAAGUUACCACUUGCAAUCCAGAUUAUUACAAAUGGACACAAUAUCUUUUUCUCCAAAUGUAUAAAGCGCGUCUUGCUUACCAAAAAGAGGCAAUUGUCAAUUGGGAUCCUGUUGACCAAACAGUUCUGGCCAAUGAACAGGUGGGUUCUGACGGGAGAUCCUGGAGGUCAGGUGCUAAAGUUGAACGACGUAAAUUAAAGCAAUGGUUCUUCAAAAUAACAGAUUUUGCCGAACCAUUGCUGAAUGACCUUGAUUUGUUAGAUAAAUGGCCAGAUCAUGUAAAGCAAAUGCAAAGAAAUUGGAUAGGAAAAUCUAAGGGAGCUGAAUUUGAUUUUAUAGUGGAAUCAAAACGAUCCGAAUUCAUAGUUAAGGUAUUUACGAGUAGACCUGAUACUAUUUUUGGAGUGCAAUAUCUAGCUAUCGCUAUAGAUCAUCCCCUUUUGUCAGAAGAAUGGCUUCCACAAAAUACUUGUUCUCAAGUUUUGCAAUUUGUGGAAAAAAUUAGACAACAAGAAUUAUUUGAUUUGAAUGAUGUAAAUACUGGACAAGGAAUGCAUACUGGUGUUUUCGCAAAGCACCCAAUUACAGGUUUAUCCAUCCCCAUUUAUGUAGCAUCCUACGUGGUUCCCGAUUAUGGGACAGGUGCGGUGAUGGGCGUUCCUGCACAUGAUGAACGCGACUGGGAAUUUGUAAGAAUAAAUCGUAUAAUUUCCGAGGACAAUAUUAAAAAAGUCAUUAUGCCUGUAAUUCAAGAUAAUUCAAAAGCAACAGGGAUGCAGCAUAGCAAUAAAGUUUUUACUUCGCGUGGAAUAUUGACAGCGAAAUGUGGUCAAUAUGCUGGCCUUUCAAGUGAUGAUGCAGAGAAAGCAAUUGUAAAUGAUGCACAAAAAGCAGGAUAUGGACGCUGGUCAGUUCAGGUUGUUCCUGUUUCCGAGUCUGAGCUACCAAUACUUCUACCCACUGAUGUCACCUUUUCCGGUCGUGGGGGUUCUCCCUUAAAACAAGUGCAAGAAUGGUUAAAUUGUAAAUGUCCAAAGUGUCAAGGUUCUGCUAUGAGAGACACUGAUACAAUGGAUACUUUUGUUGAUUCAUCGUGGUAUUUUAUGCGAUAUAUGGAUUCAAAAAAUUCAAACCAGCCGUUUUGCCCUAAGAAAGCAUCUAAUUUACUUCCAGUUGAUGUCUAUAUUGGUGGCAUAGAACAUGCAAAUUUGCAUUUGUUGUAUUCUCGGUUCUUUACCAAAUUUAUGUUCAAGCAAGGUAUGUUUGCUUUGAAAGGAGAUAUUACCGAACCAGGUCAAGAUGAACCAUUUAAACAGCUGGGGAUGGUUCAUGGAAAAACAUUCAAAGAUCCAAUAUCAGGAAGAUUUUUAAAGCCAGAUGAAGUUGAUUUAUCAAAUCCAAGUAAGCCUAUACAGAUCUCAACAGGGAUGACUUCAAUAGUAUCAUUUGAAAAAAUGUCUAAAAGCAAGUAUAAUGGUGUAGAUCCAGAAACAACUAUAAAUAAUUAUGGUGCAGAUGCGACAAGAUUGCAUAUACUUUUCAAAGCACCUGUAUCUGAAGUUCUCGAAUGGGAAGAUGCAAGUAUAGUUGGCAUGCAGAGGUGGAUUGCUCGUGUUUGGAGAUUGGUUGAAAGUAUUGUUAAAAAGGAUCUGUCAACAAAUAAUCUGAGUUUAAAUUUUAACAUGAAUUUACUAAGUAAGGAAGAUAGGGAAACAUAUAGGAUCAUAAACAUCACGAUAAAAGAGGUGACAGAGGACUAUAAAAAUUCAACAUUCAAUACAGCAGUAUCAGCACUAAUUAAACUGACAAACCAUCUAACAAGUAUUUCCCCGUAUCAAAAUGAAAAUGCAUCAAAAAAGUCUACAAUUGUAUCACAAACAUAUGAAUAUGGUGUAAAGACAUUGGUAAAAAUGAUGGCACCAAUGGCACCCAGUAUAGGAGAAGAAUUUUGGGAAAUAUUGAAUCAAGGAAAACAACAUAUAACAUCUGUAUUUGAAGAGCUAUGGCCUAAAGUUGACAUAGAAUGCUUAAGCGCCGCCAGUGAAGUUACUUGCGUUGUUCAAAUUAACGGGAAAAUGAGAUUUUCAAUUAUGACUCCAUCAGCAGUUUUGCAAGAUAAUCUCAGCACCGAGAAAUUGAUUCUCGAGUCUGAGAAUGGAAAGAAAUGGUUGGGGAAAGUAAAUGCCGAUAAAAAGAUUAAAAAAAUAAUUCAUGCUAAUGAAGGAAAAAUUGUAAACUUUGUUUUCGAUAAAUAA